AUGAACGCCAACAACGAUGACAUGUACGUGCUCAAGAAGAACCUUUUCCACAAGGUCGUGCUCAAGAGCUGCUCUUUGAGGAUCGAGGACAACUCCCUUAUCUUCAGGAUCAAGUCGAACCCUUUCAAGCUCCCUCUUAAGGAAAUAACCCGUCUCCACUUCGGCGAAGAGUCCCACUCUUACCAGAUCCACAACAAGGGCAGGGCCGGCGGCACCAAGGCCUCCUGCUACUUCACAAUUUACACACAGUCAAACAAGAACAUUAACAUGUACUGCGACAAUGAGCACAACAUAAGGGCCUGGCGCAACGGUCUGAACAGGGUUCUUCUGAAGCAGAACGCCGAGAACAUUCUGGCUGGCGACGCGCCCACUGUGCCGGCCGCCAACGCCCCGCCAUCUAAUGCCGACCAUGAUGCCACUGCUGCCGAACACACCAACAGGGGUGCCCAAGGCACAGUGGAUUAA
Molecule: messenger RNA, 465 nt
Organism: Theileria orientalis strain Shintoku
Lineage: Eukaryota; Apicomplexa; Aconoidasida; Piroplasmida; Theileriidae
Exons: 3
Coding region: 1-465 (154 amino acids)
Source: RefSeq, a predicted model, not a curated record